AUGCCAAGGCUAGCCCUGCCGUUCCUCGACAGUGUCGGGGAGACGGAUGAACACGGACCCGAAAAGGGAUCGCUUGUACGGCCGUGGAAAGCUUACUGGCCCCCCGAAGCAGGUAGCGAGCUCCAUGCCAUGCUAGAGCAAAACGUUCCCGAGGUUCUUACCUGGCGCUUCAAUCCCAAAGAUCCAUUCGAUCGUCCCUGGCAGUCGUGGACCAAAUCUGCUAUCCUCAGCGGAAAGGUGUGCACGUCCACAGUUCUCCAACCAGCGGUUAACGGAGUCGUUUACGAGACCCCCACCGCUCAAGAGGAAAGGGCAGCAAGUGAGGAAGCGCGUCAACGAAAUAGCAAACUGUUGGAUGCCCAAAUUACCAGCCUGCAUCUUCCACACACAACACCAAAACAGUUCAAUUAUCUUUCUGGAGAUCCUUUGUACCUCACGACGAAGCCUUACCACACCAGAUUACCGUUCAUGGGGAAGAUCCGACGGAGUAAUAUCAUUGCUCAGGGAUAUUCCGGAGUCAACAUAUAUGACCUGCGUAAUCACGAGAAGGAGUUUACGCUUGAUCGCUCUGGUUUCCAAUACUGCCACAUUCCCGUCCCUAUUGCCCAAUGGACCAAUGAGACGGCCAAGAAUCAGUACCUCCCACUCAUGGAGACUUGGCUCAAGGACUACCUUAGGCUUGUUUCCCGAAAGCCCCUAACAUACAGACGUGGUACAAGUUCCGCUGCUCCGUAUAACCAACCGAGUGCAGAUGUAACUCUCAACUCUGGCAUUAGAAGGUUGAACCUACACUUGCCAGAAGAAGCAGAAAAGAUCAUGAAAGGUCGAUGGCGAAUGGUUGGGUUUGCUGACCACCGCUCUCCACUAUCAAGUUUAUGGCGUGCACUCACUGGACCAUACCAAGAUCGCCCGCUCGCACUUCUCGAUCAUCGAAGCCUCGCGGCACAUGAUCUCCUCGGCGCCGACGUUGUUUUCCCGCAUUAUUGCGACGAGGGUUAUGAAGUGCGAUACAGUCCGCUGCACCGGUGGUUCUACAAGUCGCGUAUGACGCCGGACGAAGCAUUACUCUUCAAGCUCUACGACAGCUCCCCGGAAGAGGUUCGUUUUUGUCCACAUGGUGCCUUUGUCGACCCUUCGGUUCCUGAAGGCACUCCACAGAGAGCCAGUGUGGAGCUUCGAGCAAUUAUUAUCGGCUGA
Podospora anserina S mat+ is the source of this 1197-nucleotide messenger RNA. RefSeq lists its product as uncharacterized. NCBI's taxonomy places the organism in Eukaryota, Fungi, Ascomycota, Sordariomycetes, Sordariales, Podosporaceae. The transcript has 5 exons. Bases 1 to 1197 code for a protein of 398 amino acids. Gene Ontology annotation, molecular function: oxidoreductase activity. The record is from RefSeq and is a predicted model, not a curated record.